AUGCCUACCGACAGGGUUCCCCUAGACAUCGUCGUCCGCUUCUCGACAUCAACUCCAGAUGUCAUCCUCAAUGUCCCGCACCCGUCCACAACAAGCGUCGUAUCGCUAAAGCUACGCAUCCGCUCCCAGCUCUCAGCACCAGCUUCUGAAAGCCGGCUGCGACUCAUCCAUGCCGGAAAGGUACUGGUAGAUGCUUCGGCACUCUCGCAGAGUCUUCAUGGCUCUGCCCCACCACCGAUAGCUCGUAGCGAUGAGGAGGAGAGGAGCAAGAGCGAGAAAGCGAAGGGCAAGCAACCUCAACGCGAUCAAGCACAGGAGAAGAAAGCAGUAGCAGUACGGGUCUAUGUACAUUGCGCUAUUGGUGAUUUCCUUCCAGUGACCGACCUUGCGAUCGAGGCGAGACAAGCGCAAGAAGCGGACGAGGCAUUACGGUCCCAAUCUCCUACUGCUAAUACGACCACGACAAGCACAGAGGAAAAGGAUGCAUCAACCACCACUCCUGCGCCCAGGGGUUUCGACCGCCUGCUCACAGCCGGCUUCACGGCACCGGAGAUCGCUACCCUUCGGACACAAUUCCUAGCCAUACAGGCACAUACCCACACCCCGGAUACCAUGCCCUCUGGCCCCGCGCUGCUAGCUCUCGAGGAAGAAUGGCUAGAUAAUGGAUCCAAUGCCGCUGCCGCACCUGGCGAAGCUGGUGGCUUUGAGGGCGAAGAUGCGGGCGGUCUGGAUGAUAUGUUGGGGUUUGGACUAGGCGGAGACAGGUUGCUGUUUUGA
Molecule: messenger RNA, 777 nt
Organism: Recurvomyces mirabilis
Lineage: Eukaryota; Fungi; Ascomycota; Dothideomycetes; Mycosphaerellales; Teratosphaeriaceae
Exons: 2
Coding region: 1-777 (258 amino acids)
Cellular component (GO): Dsc E3 ubiquitin ligase complex; endoplasmic reticulum
Molecular function (GO): protein binding
Source: RefSeq, a predicted model, not a curated record